UUCAAAAUAACAAGUUUCGAAAACCAGAAUACGACCGAAUGAGUAUGUUCACCAUCGCCCUUGACUCAUUCAAGGAAUUAUGCGAUGAGUGAGUUAGCGUCCGCAUGAAACUUGCGUGGAAGAUGGUAGCAGGCCAAGUUUAAAACGAAGACAAGGGUUGGACAUCACCAAGUCAAGGGCUUUUUGAGGACGGAAUCUUUGAGAGAAAAUCAUAACCUUUCUUCUUGUAUGGAGCCGCAUCCCUCAACCAAAAUAAAUAUCACAGUAGCCAGGCCGGUGUAGUAUCUUCCUUGAUUAAAAAUUCAAGCUAUCGAAUCGCCCUGUCAACUUCAGUUAUGGCUAUUUUAUUCAUUUUUAUAAGUUUUGAAAAGAAAAAAAAUUAUUUCAGGGCAGGUCUCAUCCGAGUUUAACCAGUUAUGAAUUCAUGAGAAACAACAGUCAUCUGAUUUUUGUCUAGAACUACGUACUGGCAGCAAACAUUCCGGGCCAGAUUCUUAGACUCGCCACAGCAGGAGCAUUGAGAUGGAAGUGAACAACAGGUAUAUCACAAUAACGAAACACAUACAGGGUUCGGCAAAGGAGUCUGAUUUCGAGCUCAAGGUUGCACCUCUUGGAUUAUCGGUGGAGCCUGGUUCCAAUGACAUUAUUGUGAAGAAUCUGUGUGUGUCAAUUGAUCCUUACCAGCUUAAUCGCAUGAAGAGUUACAGCUCCUCACAGAAAACAGUACAAGCUGCAGAUGGUAUCUCUCCCGGUCAGCCUAUUGAUGCUCUUGGAGUAGCCAAGGUUUUGGUUUCUGACAAUCCUGAAUUUGUGAAAGAUGACUUGGUUGUGGGGUUUGUUCACUGGGGAGAAUAUAGUGUAGUAAAAGGAGGAGGCAUGUUAAGGAAGGUGGACCCAAAAACUGAACUACCGUUAUCAUAUCAUGCUGGAAUUCUAGGAUUAAGUGGACUAACAGCCUAUGCUGGGCUGUUUGAAAUAUGCAAGCCCAAGAAGGGAGACAAAGUGUUUGUAUCUGCUGCUUGUGGAUCAGUUGGAAAUUUGGUGGGCCAGUAUGCAAAACUUUCUGGUUGCUAUGUAGUUGGAUGUGCUGGUAGCAGAGACAAGGUAGCAUUGCUAAAGGAGAAGCUUGGUUUUGAUGAUGCUUUCAACUACAAGGAAGAAACUGAUUUGAAUUCCGCUCUCACAAGGUACUUUCCUGAUGGGAUUGAUAUAUAUUUUGACAAUGUUGGAGCUGACAUGCUAGAAGCUGCUGUUGCUAAUUUGAAUCCCUUUGGUAGAGUAGCUGCAUGUGGAACAAUUGCUGAGUAUUCAGAAACUGCAAAACGAGCAGCACCAAAUAUGAUAGAUGUUAUAUACAAGAGGAUUAAAAUCCAAGGAUUUUUAGCCAUGGAUCACAAGAGCCUGCAUUCAGAUUUUCUUUCGACAACGACUGAAUACAUUCAAAAUGGCAAGAUUAAGGUGCAAGAGGACAUUUCUAUUGGUGUAGAAAGCAUCCCCUUAGCUUUCAUAGGACUAUUCAGAGGUGAUAAUGUUGGAAAGAAGAUUGUUAAAAUUGCAGAUGAGUGAUUAGGAAGAGAAAACUCAUUUUGUUUUUAUGAUCAAUAAACUACAAAGAAUAUUGCGACAUUGUUGAUCAAA
Molecule: messenger RNA, 1638 nt
Organism: Populus trichocarpa (black cottonwood)
Lineage: Eukaryota; Viridiplantae; Streptophyta; Magnoliopsida; Malpighiales; Salicaceae
Product: 2-alkenal reductase (NADP(+)-dependent)
Exons: 8
Coding region: 523-1566 (347 amino acids)
Molecular function (GO): oxidoreductase activity, acting on the CH-CH group of donors, NAD or NADP as acceptor
Source: RefSeq, a predicted model, not a curated record